AUGCUCCUCCUCCCCUCCACCCUCCUAACCCUCCUCCACCUCGCCCUCCCCGCCCUCUCCCACGCCUCGCCCCAACCCCCCCUCCUCAACUCCACAGCCGACAUAUCCCUCCUACCCCGCCACACCCUCUUCCUGCGCCAACUCUCCAACCUCCAAACUUUCGACGGCAAACUCGGCAACACGCCCGCACCCCCGAUUACGAAUUCCGGUAAAGACGACCGCCCCUUUGAAGUCGAGGGAAACACUUUCCCGGAUUUUGAAACUGCAGCGCAGAGAAGUUGCGAUGAGCAGGCUCAGGGGUGUAGUCGUGAGGCGAAUCGGAAUGGAGGUGGUGGAGGGAAAGAGGGCGGGUUGAAGGUUAAUGAUUGUGAUGAGCAGAAGAAUAAAUGCCUCGAUGCGCAAAAGAGUGCCAAAGUCAAGGAUUUCAAAUCUGCGGUUGCAAGUACGAAUAUUGGGCCUGAUCCCGAUUUCCCGGAGUUUGAUCUGAUUUGUGAGGGUUGA
Bipolaris zeicola 26-R-13 is the source of this 501-nucleotide messenger RNA. RefSeq lists its product as uncharacterized. The transcript has 2 exons. The record is from RefSeq and is a predicted model, not a curated record. The coding region runs from base 1 to 501 and encodes 166 amino acids. NCBI's taxonomy places the organism in Eukaryota, Fungi, Ascomycota, Dothideomycetes, Pleosporales, Pleosporaceae.